Anguilla rostrata (American eel) is the source of this 6197-nucleotide messenger RNA. RefSeq names its product MET proto-oncogene, receptor tyrosine kinase (gene met). The transcript is spliced from 21 exons. Gene Ontology annotation, molecular function: ATP binding; semaphorin receptor activity; transmembrane receptor protein tyrosine kinase activity. Bases 684 to 4832 code for a protein of 1382 amino acids. The record is from RefSeq and is a predicted model, not a curated record. Lineage: Eukaryota; Metazoa; Chordata; Actinopteri; Anguilliformes; Anguillidae. Gene Ontology annotation, cellular component: semaphorin receptor complex; plasma membrane. Gene Ontology annotation, biological process: cell surface receptor protein tyrosine kinase signaling pathway; semaphorin-plexin signaling pathway involved in axon guidance; regulation of cell migration.
UCACUUUCUGAAGAUCUCCCAGAUUAUUUUCAAAGCAGUAGGCUACCUAUUUCUACCGUCCCGCCUCUUCGUGAGGGUCAGCCGUGUGUGACCUAUUUCUGUGCACCUCCCCUUUACAAAUCCAACUCAUUUGUAAUGACGGGAAUUAUUGUGCAGCUGUUAGCUUUGUCCGGUGAGUCCAAAAUCUGCUCUUCAGCAAGGUUUUUGUCAGUUUAGACCGCGUUCCACUGUAUCUGAUCCUAGAGGCGAUAUCGGAAUGUGCAUCUUGAGCUGUUGGUUCAUUCUCAGUGACGUAAUCGUUACGGUUAAUCUUGGGGUACUCACCUGAAACCUCAGCCAAGCAGCGGUGAUCUUAACGCCAGUAGCUCCUCAGAAGAGGCGGACGCACAGUGGUCAAGGAAACAAAACGCCAGUAUGAUACAGCCUCUGGGUUUCAUGCCUGACUCACCAGUCCGCAUCCAGUGAAACGGAAAGGCGUCCAAACGGAGUUGUGACUAUAAAGAAGUAACUUUUGUGUGAGUUGAACGAGCUUGAAAAGUCGGUGGGGAAAAGCAUCGUAGGAGCCAACUUAGUUCUUGUGUUUUUUUAGUUUAACGGUGCCCGAGUCAUCGCUGCACGCACCGGGAGUUUUUAACAUGAUCAGAAUCAUCUAAAACCACACUGCUCUAAAACGGAGAGACAUUAUGACGCUCUGCUCCCCGGGCACCAUCCAUGUCUUGAUCGUCCUUCUGGAACUGUGGGCAAGGGCCAGGGGGGAGUGUGAGGACCCACUGGCCAGCUCUAAACUGAACCUCUCCGUGAAGUACGAGCUCCUGAACUUCCAAGCAGACACCCCCAUCCAGAACCUGGUGGCGUUUGAUGGGCGUGUGUACGUGGGGGCAGUCAACAGGAUUUACUCUCUGACUGAGGACCUGAAGGAGCUCUCUGAGUACAAGACCGGACCUAUCCCAGUGCAAGAUAACUGUCCCCCAUGCCAGAGCUGCGAUAAUAAUGCUAAUGCCUCGUCGAGCCUCACAGUGAACAACACCAACAUGGCUCUGCUGGUGGAGACCUACUACGAUGAUGAGCUUUUCAGCUGCGGCUCCGUCCACAGUGGCGUCUGUCACCGGCACCUUCUGCUGGAUGGCCCCCAACAGGAUGCGGAGGUGAAGUGCAUGUACUCACCCAAGACCAACGGGGGACGCCAAGGCUGCCCUGACUGCAUUGCCAGUCCUUCUGGGACGCGGGUGCUGAAUGUGGAGAGCGGGGGCGUGGUGAGGUUUUUUGUGGGGAACACGGUAGCCCCUGGUGACCCGGCGGCGCCCCCGCAGCACACGUUCUCAGUCCGGCAGAUGAAGGAGACCCAAGACGGGUUUCGCUUCUUCUCAGAGCAGUCCUACCUGGACUUGGCUCCACAGCUGAGGGGCAGCUACCCAAUCCGCUACGUGUACGCCUUCGAGAGCGGCCCGCACGUCUUCUUCCUCACCGUGCAGCGGGAGGACGGCGCGUCGCGCUCUUACCACACGCGCAUCGUCCGCACCUGCUCCUCGGACCCGGAGCUGCGCCGCUACGUGGAGAUGCCCUUCGAGUGCAUCCUGACGGAGAAGCGGAGGCGGCGCUCGGCGCGGGUGGAGGUCUUCAACGUCCUGCAGGCCGCCCACGUGGCGAAGGCGGGGCGAACGCUGCGGGAGGAGAUGGGCCUGCAGGAGGGCGAGGACGUGCUGUUCGCCGCCUUCGCCCGCAGCCGCCAGGACUCCCCGGACCCAACGCGCAGCUCCGCCAUCUGCGUCAUCGCGCUGAGAGACCUUAACAUCUUCUUCAGGGACUUCAUCCAGAAAUGCCACACCAAGAGCCCCCAGCACUUCACCGGAUCAGACGAGAAGCGCUGUUUCAACCUGACUUCCACUGAUGACUCCUCCACCUGUGGGAAGCACGGGCAAGGAUACCAGCUGGAAGUCACCAGCACGACGAAGCGACUGGAUUACUUCAACGGCCAGUUCAAUGACGUCCUGCUCACUUCCAUUGCCGUCGCCCCCAUGCAGGAUGACACCGUGGCCAGCCUGGGAACCUCUGAGGGUCGCGUCAUCCAGGUGGUUGUUUCCCGGUCCAGACAAAGGGUGGCCCACGUGAACUUCCGACUGGACGAGGGGCGGGUGUCCCCUGAGGUGCUCCUCUUGCCCGCCCCAUGGCCCAAUGCCUCUGUAUUGUUGGUGACGGGAAACAAGAUCACUAAAGUCCCCCUGGCGGGUCCGGGCUGUGAGCAGCUGUGGUCCUGCAGCUCCUGUCUCCUGGCUCCGGCCUUCAUGGGGUGCGGCUGGUGCGGCAACCGCUGCUCCCGGUCCAUUCAGUGCCCCACCUCGCAUUGGACUGAGGAUUCCUGUCCUCCCACCAUCACCAAGCUUUCCCCUUCAACUACCCCUGUUGGAGGAGAGACAAAGCUAACCAUCUGCGGGAGGGAUUUUGGAUUCAAUAAGAGCGAGAGGUUUGAUGCGAGGCUGAUCAAAAUCGACGUCAGUGGAACCCCGUGCAACCUAGACGCGCGGGAAAGCAACGGAAAUCGGUUGGUUUGCACACCAGGCAUAGCGAAGGCACCUCUAGAAAACCGCACCAUCAGUGUACACAGCGGAAAGGAGCUGGCACAAAAAGAAGGCUUCUCAUUGGUGAACACUGUUAUCAGCGAAAUCUUCCCAGAGUUUGGGCCAAAAUCUGGAGGGACACUGCUGACCAUUCGAGGAGACUUUUUGGACAGUGGGACCCAGAGACGCAUCACUGUUGGAAAUGCAGAAUGCGAGCUGCAGAGCGUGUCCCGUAGUGCCUUGGUGUGUAAAACCCCACCCCAGUCCUCUCCUGCCAAUCAGCCGGUCGCGCUGGAAAUCGAUUCGGCCGUCCGCACUGCACCCGUCCCCUUCACCUACAAUGAGGAUCCCUUUAUCUCCAAAUUCCAGCCGUCCCGAUCCUUUAUCAGUGGAGGAAGCACGGUGUCCGUGCACGGUGCCUACUUGCACUCCGCGCUCCGGCCGCAGAUGCUCAUCACCACGCAGCACGGCAGGAAGGUCCUCCAGGUGACCUGCAUGCAGGGUGAGGACAAGCAGGUGAUCCUCUGCAUCACCCCAUCCCUGAAAGCCCUAAACCUCCACCCUCCCAUCGUCACCACCGUCUCCUUCGUCCUGGAUGGCUUCUCCUCCAGGGAGUUCCAGCUGAUGUAUGUGGAGGACCCCAGGUUCGAGGAGUUCCAGAAGCCCACCGUCACCUCCAAGGGCAACAAGAACGUUCUCGAGAUCAAGGUCCCGCGGGUGGACGUGGAUGCCGUGGUGCAGGGCGAGGUGCUUCGGGUGAGCAACCGCACCUGCGAGGCCGUCCUUCUGAAGGGCAACACGCUGGAGUGCACCCUCCCCUCAGAGCUGCAGGCCGGAGCCAGGGAGCUGGAGGUGGAGUGGAAGCAGGCAAGCUCCUCAGUGAUCUUGGGCACGGUGUUCCUGGCGCAGGAGCAGGACUACAGGCCUCUCAUUGCGGGCGUGGUCUCCAUUAGCAUCCUCCUCCUGCUCCUCCUUGCCCUCCUCAUGUGGAGGAGGAAGAAGAAACACAUCAAGGAUUUAGCUGAGGGUAUGGUUUGGUAUGACGGAAGAGCGCACAUUCCACAUUUGGACAUGUUGGCAAACGCCAGGAGUGUCAGUCCCACUAACGAAAUGGUCUCCCACGAGUCUGUGGACUAUAGAACGACAUUGCUGGAGGACCAGAGCAUGCCCUUGUCCCAGGCGAUUGCUCCCUGCAGGCUUCCUCCCUAUCCCCUCAUGGACCUGUCCCCCAUGCUGUCAGGAGGGGACCCCGAACUGGCCACGCCCCUUCUGCCGUCUGCCGUCCAGAUCGACAUGGCCAGCCUGCACCCUGAGCUGCUCAAGGAAGUCCAGCAUGUGGUCAUCAACCCCAACGACCUGCUGCUGCAUGUGAAUGAGGUCAUCGGGAGAGGGCAUUUUGGCUGUGUUUACCAUGGGACCCUCCUGGCCCAGGAUGAAGUAAAGCUGCACUGUGCUGUCAAGUCCCUCAACCGCAUCACAGACAUGGAAGAGGUGGAGCAGUUCCUGAAGGAGGGCAUCAUUAUGAAGGAUUUCAGCCACCCCAAUGUGCUAUCGCUCCUGGGCAUCUGCCUGCCCCCACAGGGCUCCCCGCUGGUGGUGCUGCCCUACAUGAAGCAUGGAGACCUGCGCAACUUCAUCAGGGAUGAAACACAUAAUCCAACAGUGAAAGACCUCAUGGGCUUUGGGCUCCAGGUGGCAAGGGGAAUGGAGUACCUUGCUAGCAAGAAGUUUGUCCACAGAGACCUGGCAGCCAGGAACUGCAUGUUGGAUGAGAGCUACGUAGUGAAGGUGGCCGAUUUUGGGCUGGCUCGAGAUGUGUACGACAAGGAGUACUACAGCGUGCACAACAAGAGUGGUGUCAAGCUCCCGGUCAAGUGGAUGGCUCUGGAGAGCCUGCAGACACACAAGUUCACGUCUAAAUCAGAUGUGUGGUCUUUUGGUGUGUUGCUAUGGGAACUAAUGACACGAGGAGCUCCCCCAUACUCUGAUGUCAACUCCUUUGACAUCACUGUAUUCCUGCUGCAAGGCCGUAGAUUGCUACAGCCGGAGUUCUGUCCUGACUCACUGUACAAUGUAAUGAUUGAAUGUUGGCACCCAAAACCACAGAGACGACCAACCUUCUCUGAGCUAGUGUCUCGGAUCUCUGCCAUAUUCUCCAGUUUAAGUGGAGAGCACUACAUCCUGCUGAACACCACCUAUGUCAACAUCGACAAGGUGACACCCUACCCCUCCCUCAUCCCCUCUCAGUGCAGUCUGGAUAGGACCUGCUGCACCUGAAUCGUGGGAAACACAAGGAGAGCGCACUGCAUGAGACACUGCAGGGUUGCGUUGCAAGAGACUGCUUUAUAUGAGCCACAGACACCAGACUGAGCAUGGUGAUAAUCCUGGAGCCACAGGAAAAUGACUGAACUUAAUGGACCUGAAAGGAGACAAUAUUCCUAGUGAAUUUUGGCCCUCCACAGAGGCAUGUGAGAGAAUGAUCCAUACCUGUGUGGGAAAGGUAUCUGUCAUUGCCACUGUUAACCUGAGGCUUGUAUCUUUUGGCCUGUUCACUGUUACCUACUUGUCCAUGCUCCACCAGCUGCCCUUGGUGCGGCUACUUCACUGAAGCGUGGGUAUGGAAUGUCAGCCCCUGAAGUGUAUUUAAAUUGUAUUUUUUUGUUUGUUUUUUUUUUUGUUUUUUUGGGGGGGAAUGGUUGGCACUUAAAGGACUUCAUGUUGCAAACUUUCAUUGUCUUCUGUGUCCGGAAAGCUUCUUCCCCACAAACAGAACAAUAUUCUGCAUUCAUCACAACAAAGUGUGCAAAGCCGUCUCCACGCUUUUUGAAUCGUGUAUUUGUGAUGUUACUGAAGCCAAAAUCAAUCACUGGUAGGAAACUGCUUUUUUUGCGGUAAAACAACAGCAUACAACCUGGCCAGUAGUACACUGGAUAUUUUAUUAGUAUAAUUAACUUUGAGAUUUCUCAGCUUUUAAUGUUUUAUGCGUACAAAAGGAGUCACCUUUGAAGAAUGUACAAAUGUUUCCGGAAGAAGUAUGUGCAUUGUUUCUCGUUUACUUCUGGUGUGCUUUCUGCCUAAUGCUGUUAGAGGUAGUCCAGUGAUGACCAGAAUGUUAUAUGUGAACAUGUUAAAGUGCUGUACUAUAUAUUUUUUUAAUGAAAAAUUAUAUUUAAAACAACCUGAGAGUUGGUCCAGAGGAUGAACAUUAACAGGCAGGUGGUACAACACAUGCGCAUGAGACUAUAUUUUAAUGAAUCGUUGAUCCUGUGCAAGAGAGUAAGGGUCUGUCAUUUCACGUUUCAUCUUUUGUGUUAUGUCCUGUAUGUGUAUAUAUUGUAGUGGGAAAUUAUGGGUACUGUACAAAAACAGGUUUUGCAGAGCAACUGGAACAGGUAGUAGAUGCUUUGAAAUUUUCUUCUCCAUCUAAUUUGCUGGCAUUAUUUCUGUGUAAAUCAAUGGUCGUACCUGUGAUGUUGACAACCGGUAUGUAUAUUUCUAGUGUCUUUUGUGUUUUGAAGAUGAUCUGUGAAUGAUGGUACAUGUUACUGUUAUGUCAUCAGUAUGACUUAAUGUAAUAAAGCCAUAAUUACAACGUACCUUUCUCACAGUUUCCAUGCUGUGUGGAAGGGGUUGUGCAAUGCA